CGCUCCCAGCGCUCUUCCUCCUCCGCGGGGAAGCCGGGAGCUCGCCAGAGUGUACGGAGACGCGGUAGGCUGGGCGACCCUCUCCAGGCGCGGGGCGGAGAAAGCCCACCCGCCUCCGGAGCCCCACAGACUUGUCUGCGACCCGCACAGCAAUGGAGCCCUCUUGGCUGGAGAUGCGCUGGGCGCGGCCCUUGUACCUGGCCUUCGUGUUCUGCCUGGCCCUGGGGCUGCUGCAGGCCAUCAAGCUCUACCUGCGGAGGCAGCGGCUGCUGCGAGACCUGUGCCCUUUCCCCGCGCCCCCCACCCACUGGUUCUACGGGCACCUGAAGCUACUUCAGGAUGGUGAAAUGGAGAAACUUGAGGAGCUUGUUGGAAAAUACCCUUGUGCCUUUCCUUGCUGGGUUGGGCCCUUUCAGGUAUUCUUCUAUAUCUAUGACCCAGACUACGCAAAGGCAUUUCUGAGCAGAACAGAUCCCAAGUCCAAGUACCUGUACAAGUUCUUGAUUCCAUGUCUUGGAAAAGGACUAGUGAGUCUAGAAGGACCCAAAUGGUUCCAGCACCGUCACCUACUAACUCCUGGGUUCAAUUUUAACAUCUUGAAAUCAUAUGUUGAGGUGAUGGCCCAUUCAGUGAACACAAUGCUGGGUAAGUGGGAGAAGAUCUGUGGCCCCCAGGACACAGUUGUGGAGGUCUUUGAGCAUAUCACCUUGAUGACCCUGGACAUACUUAUGAAGUGUGUUUUGAGCCAGGAGACCAACUGCCAGACAAGCAGCACCCAUGAUCUUUAUGUUAAAGCGACAUUUGAAGCCAGCAAAAUCAUCUUUCACCGCUUAUACAAUUUCUUACAUCACCUUGACAUAAUUUUCAAAUUCAGCCCUCAGGGCCACCGCUUACAGGAAAUGGUCAAAAUUCUACAUCAGUACACAGAAAAGAUAAUCCAGGAUAGAAAAAAAUUGCUCAAGAAUGAGAAGAAGUAUGGUAACACUCAGAAGCGGAAGUACCAGGAUUUUCUGGAUAUUAUCCUUUCUGCCCAGGCUGAAAAUGACAACAACUUCUCAGAUACUGACCUACAGUCCGAGGUGAACACAUUCAUGUUGGCAGGGCAAGACACCAUGGCAGGGGGCAUUUCCUGGCUCCUCUACCACCUGGCUCUGAACCCUGAGCACCAGGAGAGAUGUCGGGAGGAGAUCAGGGGCAUCCUGGGGGACGGGUCUUCUAUCACCUGGGACCAGCUGGGUGAGAUGUCAUACACUACAAUGUGCAUCAAGGAGUCACUCCGACUGGCCCCUCCAGUCCCAUCCAUUUCCAGAGAGCUCAGCAAGCCCAUUACCUUCCCAGAUGGACGCUCCUUGCCUGCAGGAAUAACCGUGGUUCUCAGUAUUUGGGGCCUUCAUCAUAACCCUGCCAUCUGGGAAAACCCAAAGGUCUUUGACCCCUCGCGAUUCUCUCAGGAAAAUUCUGAUCAGAGACACCCCCACUCCUUCUUACCAUUCUCAGCCGGACCAAGGAACUGUAUCGGGCAGCAGUUUGCCAUGAUUGAGUUAAAGGUGGCCAUUGCCUUGAUCCUGCUCCGCUUCAAGGUGUCUCCAGAUCCCACCAGACCUCUUGUCUUCUUGCCCCAGGUUGUCCUCAAACCCAAGAAUGGGGUCUACUUGCACCUGAAGAAACUACCCUAAUGUUACAGCCUAGGGUACAACAAUUAUAUAUAUAUAUAUAUA
Herpailurus yagouaroundi (jaguarundi) is the source of this 1718-nucleotide messenger RNA. RefSeq names its product cytochrome P450 family 4 subfamily X member 1 (gene CYP4X1). Lineage: Eukaryota; Metazoa; Chordata; Mammalia; Carnivora; Felidae. Gene Ontology annotation, molecular function: monooxygenase activity; iron ion binding; heme binding. Bases 153 to 1676 code for a protein of 507 amino acids. The transcript has 12 exons. The record is from RefSeq and is a predicted model, not a curated record.